Messenger RNA from Diabrotica virgifera virgifera (western corn rootworm), 12485 nucleotides. It is a transcript of the gene MRP, whose product is annotated as multidrug resistance-associated protein 1. Gene Ontology annotation, cellular component: membrane. The record is from RefSeq and is a predicted model, not a curated record. Bases 447 to 5135 code for a protein of 1562 amino acids. Gene Ontology annotation, biological process: transmembrane transport. Lineage: Eukaryota; Metazoa; Arthropoda; Insecta; Coleoptera; Chrysomelidae. Gene Ontology annotation, molecular function: ATP binding; ATP hydrolysis activity; ABC-type transporter activity. The transcript is spliced from 20 exons.
AAAACUUCGAUCAAGCUUGGAAUUCGAGUGCAUCAUAUUAACGGUCAACGCAAAAAUUCGUUUAACCAAUUAAAGAUAUUAAUCAAACUUCAAUUUCAUUUGAACAAUGACAUCGUGUAUGUGGCGUAACAUAGCGCAACUCAACUUGGCACUUAUUUGUUUAAUGAGUGUGUUUGUUAAACUAACAAUUUAAAAGUUAUUAUUAAAAGCUGGUCGGCUUGUUCCUGCAUUCAGUGAUUCAGUACUCUCGCGAUCAUUGCCAUUGCCAAUUCAUUCCUGCUGCAUCUCAGUUGUUAUUUAAAACAGUCGUGAGUUGUAGAUAUUUUUGUGGAUAAUAAAUAUGUAACCGUGUUAGUGCAGUGAGUUUUGAUAUGAACUUGAUAAGUUUCCUUACUUUUAAUACAGAAUAUUUAACUGCAGCUAUCUGUACCCUUGUAUUUUAAAAUAUGGCAAACUUAACAGAAUUAACCACCCUCCCGACAACUGUAACUGAAUUACCAAAAUUAACUAGCAACUCCUCACAAAAUGCAACUAUUGAAGAAGAAGCUUAUGCAGCGUUGAGUUCAUUUUGUGGAUCUCCUUUUUGGGACACAAACCUAACAUGGAACACAAACGACCCAGAGUUCACACCGUGUUUCGAGAAAACUGUACUAGUAUGGAUACCGUGUAUUUUUCUAUGGGUCUUCGCCGGCCUAGAAGUAUUUUACAUAUUCAACAGCAAACGACGCAAUAUACCAUGGAACUGGUUAAAUUUAUCAAAAUUAGCAAUAACAGCCACUCUAAUAGUUUUAACAAUUAGUGAUAUAGUAAACUCAUUCAAAACGGCAGGUAACAGAGGCAGCGAAGUGAAUGAUGUGGAUAUUUACUCGCCGUUGAUCAAAAUACUAACAUUUGCCCUUACCGGAGUUUUUAUUUUCUACAAUAGAAAGCACGGUCUACAAACGUCCGGACUGUUAUUCUUGUUCUGGUUCUUCGUCGUCCUUUGUGCCAUUCCUCAGUUCAGGACCGAAAUCAGAAGAAGCCAAAGGAACGAGAUAUUGCCCGAUUAUUACUAUUUUUACACCAGCUACCUGAUAUAUUUUCCUCUGGUCGUGUUGAUGUUUCUUCUUAACUGUUUCGCGGACAAGGCACCUUUGGAAAGAAAGUAUCCACAAUCACAGAAUCCGUCACCAGAAGAGAGUGCCAGCUUCUUAUCACGUCUACUCUUCGCAUGGUUCGACCCGCUGGCUUGGAAAGGUUUCAGAAAACCUUUAGAAACCAAAGACCUGUGGGAUAUCAAUGUCGAAGAUAGUUCGAGGGAGUUGGUACCCGUUUUUGAAAAAUAUUGGAGUCAAACUUUAAAAAAAGCCGAAAGCACCUCCCCCACACAAGUUGCCCAUGCCAAAUUUAAAUCAGAUUCGGCCAGCGUCGAUUUCGUUAAUAACAAGAAGAAGAAACAAGCCUCCAUCUUACCGGCACUGUUCAAAUGUUUCGGACCUAUCUAUUUCUUUGGAGCGCUGUUGAAGUUGAUACAAGAUCUGCUCACUUUUGUGAGCCCCCAGAUUUUAGGUUUCCUUAUUUCCUACACUCGAUUCAACCAAGAAAUGUGGAAGGGUUACCUCUACGCUGUUCUACUUUUCAUCACAGCCACCAUUCAAACCCUUUUCCUAGCUCAGUACUUCAACAGGAUGUUUGUGGUUGGAAUGAGGAUCCGUACUGUCUUGGUAUCAACGAUUUACAGAAAAGCAUUGAAGAUAUCAAACAGUGCCCGAAAAGAAAGCACAGUAGGAGAAAUCGUUAAUCUGAUGGCUGUUGAUGCUCAAAAAUUCAUGGAUCUAAUUGGUUACCUCAACAUGAUUUGGUCUGCACCACUACAGAUCUGCCUGUCCUUAUAUUUCCUCUGGAAGGAACUAGGACCUUCUGUACUCGCCGGACUUGCUGUGAUGAUAAUACUGAUUCCCGUCAAUGGAUUCAUUGCUAACAAGAUCAAAAAACUACAAGUGAAACAGAUGAAGAACAAGGAUGAACGUGUCAAGCUGAUGAACGAAAUUUUGAACGGGAUUAAAGUUUUGAAGCUGUACGCUUGGGAACACAGUUUUGAGGAUCAAGUAUUGAAAAUCAGAAAUAAAGAAAUUAAAGUGUUGAAACAAGCUGCUUAUUUGAAUGCUGGUACGUCGUUCAUCUGGUCUUGUGCUCCAUUCCUGGUAACUUUCGUUACUUUCGCAACAUACAUCUACAGUGACCCAGUACACAACGUUUUGACAGCUGAAAAAAUUUUCAAAGCCAUGGCGUUGUUUAGCAUUAUCGGAAUGCCACUGGCCCUUCUACCUAUGCUGUUGGUUUACACUGUGGAGACUUGGGUGUCAGUUAAAAGAAUAAACAAAUUCAUGAAUGCUGAAGAACUUGAUCCUGAUAAUGUUCUGCACGAACCCUCUGAAGAGCCACUUACGAUCGAAAACGGCACAUUCUCCUGGGGCGAAGGACCAAUCUUGAAGGACAUCAACAUUAACAUCAAGAAAAAAACUCUAACGGCCAUCGUCGGAACAGUCGGUUCAGGAAAAUCCAGUUUGAUCUCAGCGUUCCUAGGAGAAAUGGACAAACUCUCAGGCCGUGUGAACUCAUAUGGAAAAGUCGCUUACGUCUCCCAGCAAGCUUGGAUCCAGAACGCCACCCUUCGAGAUAACAUCCUCUUCGGAAAACCCUACGACAAAACGCUGUAUGACGCAGUGGUGGAAGCUUGUGCCCUGAAUCCAGAUCUGGAGAUGUUGCCGGCUGGUGAUCAGACGGAAAUCGGCGAAAAAGGUAUCAAUUUAUCUGGAGGUCAAAAACAACGUGUUAGCGUCGCCAGAGCAGUCUACUCGAAUGCUGAUAUAUACUUUUUGGAUGAUCCGUUGAGUGCUGUAGAUAGUCACGUUGGAAAACACAUAUUCGAAAAGGUGAUCGGUCCCCAUGGAUUGCUAAAAAGCAAAACCAAAAUCCUCGUCACACACGGAAUCACGUAUUUGCCACAAACUGAAAAAAUCAUCGUUCUGAAAGACGGUAGAAUUUCCGAGACGGGAACAUAUCAGGAACUCCUGGAUAGAAAAGGAGCAUUCGCCGAAUUCCUUCUCCAACAUAUUACAGAAGAAGCCGAAACCGAAGCAGGUUCUAAAGUAAAAUCUAACGAACUCGAUGAACUCAAAGACCAACUCGCCGACACACCAUUAUCUCAAGAAGUAGCAAGACAACUAGUCAGGCACAGGUCUCGCGUCUCAGAAUCUCAAUCAGAAACAGGCUCCGACCACAUCGGCAACGGAUCUAUCCAACGCCUCAACAGCGUGGACAAAAGCAACCACAAACUAUCCAUAGAUGACGGUAAGAAAGGUCCAAAGAAAGGCGAGAAGCUAAUAGAAACCGAGAAAGCAGAAACGGGCAACGUCAGCUGGGCCGUCUACAAGCAUUACUUGAAGUCUAUCGGAUUGGUGUUUAUGUUGGCCACCUUGAUUUUUAAUUUAGUGUACCAAGGUUUCAGUGUCGGCUCCAACGUUUGGUUGGGGCUUUGGUCAGAUGAUCAAAAGAUCGUCGUCAACGAUACCGUUGACACUGCAAGACGAGAUAUGUAUCUCGGGGUGUAUGGUGCUCUAGGUCUUGGACAAGUUGUAACGAUAUUGUUUGCCUCGUUGGCGCUGUACGUGGGAUCUUUAAACUCAGCAAGAGCUUUGCAUAACUUGAUACUCGGUAACGUACUAAAAGCUCCAUGUACUACAUUCUUCGACGUGACUCCUUUGGGAAGGAUUCUGAAUAGAUUCAGCAAAGAUAUUGACACGUUGGACAACGUGUUGCCCAUGACAAUGAGAGGCUGGAUCACUUGUUUCUAUUCGGUCGUAGGUACUCUAGCUGUAAUCAGCUAUUCCACACCAGUGUUUAUUUUAGUGAUAAUCCCCUUAUGUUUCAUUUACUACUUCAUGCAAAGGUUCUACGUGGCUACCUCUAGACAAGUAAAGAGGUUAGAAUCUGUGUCACGUUCCCCGAUUUAUUCGCACUUUGGAGAAAGUGUCUCUGGAGCACAUGCUAUCAGAGCGUACAAUCAACAGGAAAGAUUUAUUGUGGAAUCGGAAAACAAAGUGGAUAUGAAUCAAAUAUGUUAUUAUCCCGGAAUUAUAUCGAAUAGAUGGUUGGCAGUCAGGCUCGAAAUGAUUGGAAACUUAAUUAUAUUUUUCGCUGCUCUGUUCGCUGUUCUCAAGAAAGAUCAGGCGCCAGGAUUGGUCGGUCUUUCUGUGACCUAUUCGCUACAGAUUACACAAACACUCAACUGGCUGGUCAGAAUGACGUCUGAUGUGGAAACCAACAUCGUUGCCGUCGAAAGAAUUAAAGAGUACGGAGAAGCCCCGCAGGAAGCCGCUUGGGAAAUCCCUAGCAAGCAGACGUCCCCAGCCUGGCCGGAAGAAGGUACAGUCCAAUUCAAAAACUAUUCGGUCAGAUAUAGACCCGGUUUGGAUCUCGUGUUGCACGAUCUGGACUUCGAAAUCAAGGGUGGAGAGAAGGUUGGUAUUGUAGGAAGAACUGGAGCAGGAAAAUCGAGUCUAACGUUGGCUUUAUUCAGAAUAAUCGAAGCUGCGCAAGGAAACAUCCUAAUCGAUGGAAUCCGCAUCGACGAACUUGGUUUACACACUCUUCGUUCUAGACUUACUAUUAUCCCUCAAGAUGCCGUACUGUUUUCUGGAACCCUACGUAUCAAUUUGGACCCAUUCAACAAACACAGCGAUGAAGACGUAUGGAGGUCCUUGGAACAUGCGCAUCUUAAAGAAUUCGUGAAAGGACUACCAGCUGGCCUUAAUCACGAAGUCACCGAAGGCGGUGAAAAUCUGUCAGUCGGCCAAAGACAGCUAAUCUGCCUCGCCAGAGCUCUACUCCGAAAAACGAAAAUUCUCAUCUUGGACGAAGCCACAGCAGCAGUAGAUUUAGAAACGGACGAUCUCAUUCAAAAGACAAUCAGAACGGAGUUCAAAGAAUGCACAGUACUUACCAUCGCACAUAGAUUAAACACGAUCAUGGACUCAGACAGAGUCAUCGUGCUAGAUAAAGGCAGGAUAGCAGAAUUCGACAGCCCUGCGCGACUGCUAGCCAAUGAGAAUUCAAUAUUUGCCAGUAUGUCGAGAGACGCCGGUUUAGCUUAAAAGCAAAUUUUCCAAAAAAGCAAUAGAACGUCUUAACUUAUCAAUUAAGUUGCCAAUGUUGACUAAUCGUGCUAGUUUUUUAAUUAAUCGUAGUCUAGGGUCACUUUAAUUGGCUAAAAUGACAGGUGGCAGAUCACUAAACGUCAUCUGUUACCUGUAGUCAGCCAUUUGUCAUCUGUCAUCGGUCAUUUGCCGUCGGUCAUUUCUCAUCAGUCAUUUGUCAUCGAUCAUCUGGCAUUGUCAAGUUUAAAUUAUCUGCAUUUAAAAGGUAAGUGUCACAAUCUUUCUACUGGCCCAAUAACAUAGUUACUGACAGUAUCAAAAGUAAGAUUAAUUUUUGUCGCCACUUUGAGUUACAGUGGAUGAGCAUCUUAUCUAAAUGGUCUUAACUAAUUACACAUAGAAGAUAACAGGGGUCUCAGAGACCUACAUGUCAAAAUUAUGGCAUGUAUUUUCAAAACUGACAUUUACCAGUAUUUUUACAGAAAAAUAUAGAUUCUCUGAAGGUCGUCAAAAUCAAGAAAAUGAACUAAAUAUUUCUAAAGGCGUAGGAAGUAACGUGGACCUAAGGAAAUCAAAAAAGCUCUUUCGUGAAACUGAAUUUUUACGAAUUUUUACUUUUAUGGCAGCUAAAUCCUGUUUUACACUUACAUUUUUUAUACAUAUUUCAGUAUAAGUAGCGCAGACUCUAACACCGGUCCCUCAGACCAAAAAACACUGAUAACUCAAAACGCGUAAAUGCUCUAUCGCUGUAUAUGUGAUACGGAUAUCUUUUGGCCUUAAAGGUACUAAAGAGAUCAACGGUCUCACCGACCGGGUGUUAGCUAUGGAAGGUUAAGACAGUCCCAAAAAAUUUAUAUUUUAUCAUUCGACUCUAAGAAUUUGAUCACUCAUUGCUGUACGAUAACUUGUACAUAUGUGAGAGUAUGGAUAUACUUUCAGAGGGUGUGGACUGUAGUUAGGAUUGUUAGUUUCAGGUGGAAAUAUAAAAUAUAGGGUUUUAUACAGACAAUAUUCAUAUGUAUUAUAAAGUCUUACCAAGUUGUGAACCUUGUCCGGAACACUGAAGACGGUCACAUACCACAAACCAUACAUACUCAUAGACGUUUCACGACCAUGUUAAUCUUUCGGAUCGAAUUAACGCCAUCUCUUGAUUGGAAUGGGAACUAAAUUGACAAAUUUUAGUUACGUGAGAAUUUCAAAUUAUAAAUUUUGCGGGAUUUUUGAUGAAAUUUCGCAGGAAAUUAAAACAACAGAAAGACAAUUCAAUGUUUUAUUCCAUAUUUUACUGAAAAUUUCAAAUAUUCCAAUUUGUUUUCAAAAUGCUAAACUGCUAUAUGUCACGUGAAAGCACUGAUGUGUAUCGAGUUGAAUGAAAAUUUUUGAAAGAAUCUUGUAGGAUGAUUGUUUAGAUAAAUAUUACCUUAUAAUCUUUUACAAACUUCCAAAAAUAUAUAGGUCCGAAAUGUUGAUGACACACUUGUGUCUAUUGGAAUAAACUGUUUCAGGAUCUAUUAUAUUGUUUUUUUAAUGUGGAGAAACACAACACGGGAUGAUCAAUGUAAACUAAAAAUUCUACUCAUAAAAACGGAGAGGAGGUUAAUACACUUGAUGAAAAUUGUGAUUAAAUCGAAUUAAAAACGUAACACCACUAUAAUAAAAUAAUUAAGCCACAAACUAUAAAAUAAAAAGUAAAUAACAAAUUAAUUUAAUUGUCAACUGUCAGUUGUUAAAUAUGACAAGAGAAUUGACUGACAGCGACAUCUCUGGAUUGGAAUGGUAACUAAUUUGCUGUCUUGACCUUGACAAUUUACGUGAAACGUCUAUGAGUAUGUAUGGUUUGUGUCACAUACGAGAUGACUGUUUCCGUACCACGUGCCUCGCGUUUUGAGUGUUGCGAAAUCGCGUAUGGCGUCACUCCCGAAUUACUGUUCGUGCACGUAUUGCUAAUAUUCGUUUCAGCCCAAAAGAAAGGCUGGACCGUCAAGAGAUGAGCGGUACCGACUUGAUACGUCGAAAGAUCGUGGCGAAGAGAUUGCACCCUCACAUUUUAUCACACUCGCCUAACAUUUUAUCAAAUAUCAUAUAAAAAUUUUAUCAAGUUGCACAUUUUAGAAAUUUUGAUUUUGGCUGGUUCCAACUCGUUGAUCAUUCUCUGUAAAUACUUAUAUGCGCUGUUGCCACGUAUAAAAAAAUUCAUUAAACUCUCAUAAAAAAAAUUAAAUUUUGUUUUGAUAUAUUUUUAUCAAAUUGUUCAUUACUUAUUAGAAAGAAAUUUUGAUUUAGAAAAUAAUGUGUGGCAGUUAAAGUGAUCAUAAACUACUUUAUGGCCAAACCCAGUGAUAUAUCGCCAAACUAUCUAGCUAUUUGUAAAAAAUGUUUUAUAUUUGUGUUGGACGUUUUUAUAAAUAGUAUACAUACAUAAAUAAUGAAUAAUCAUCAUUUGACUCAUAUACAAUAAAAAAACUAGCGCGAUUUUUUUAUUACACAAUUUACUAUCAGGAAAAAUUGUACAAAAAAUCCCGAUAGAUGUUCAUUGUGUAUCGAAGAACAUUUUUGGUAAUGUUCUAUAGUUUUUUUUUAUAUUUUAUAGACUUACUAUUUUUUACAAUUAAAUUUAAGCCUUGAAAGAAUCAAGAAACAACUUAAUGUGAUGUUACGAAUUAUUUCUAUAGAAUAUGUAAUGGUAAGUUACUUAAUUGUAAAAAAAAUACUUAAUUACAUUUGUUUUCAAGAUCAUGAUUAUUAAUUUGUGCUAUGAGCUUUUUGAAGUUUAUACGAGGUUGUCAUAAGUUUUUACGAGGUUUUUUAAUCCCUGAAGAUGUAUAGGUACGUCGUUGAUUGUUAAUCCGAUAAAAUGUCUUAUUAUCUAUACACUCCUGGUAAAAAAAUCCAAAAUCGCUAAAAAAGUAAUUAUAGGAAAAAUAAGUAACCCAAAGGAAAGUAAAAGUAACGCAAAAAAAUUAACAUUGCUCGAAGAAUUAAACAAAAGAAACAAUAAAAUUUUAAUUGUCCACAGCUGGCUGUUUCUAGGUUUUCAAUUCAAGGAUUUCAAUAAGUUGCUGAAUCUGUUCUUGCAGUAUCUGUUCCUAUUAUUUGUUCAACGCAAUUUUCAGCUCUUGAAUCGCUUCUAGCAAUGGUUGCCUCUUUUUAAUCUUUUCCCCUAAAAUGUCCCAUAAAUGUUCUAAUGGAUUCAUGUCAGGACUACAAGCGGGCUAAUCCAAGACGGGGAUUCCGACAGUAUUUAGGUAGUCCAUGACGAUUCGCGCAGUAUUUGGACGCACAUUAUCCUGCAUUAAUAAGAAAUUAUCCCCAACGAAAGGGGCGUAGGGGCAACAUUGUCCUCCAGAUACUGUCGUAUGUAUCUGUUAGAGUUCCAUGUUCAAUUUUUUUGAAGUUAUACUUCUUGAGGCGCGAUUGGGAGUGAAUUUUUGUUAUUCUGCGCGCAUGCGCACACAGACAGUAUGGAGUUCGUUGCUAAAUGUUUUAAGUUAUGUAUGUAUUAGUCCAAAAAAGGUGUGGAAAGAAUAUAUUAGUGUUUUUAGUAAAUAUAUUUAUUAUCAUUUUUGAAUCUUUGGAUUUCUCUACCUCGGGAAUAAGAUAAUAAGUAAUAUUUAAAGUAUUUUUAUACUUCACUUGGUCUAUUUGACAAUAUCUCUAAGAAAUCUUGUAGUCCGCACCCGCACAAACAAAAGGAGUAUAGCUCAGUGGUAGAGCGUUCGACUGGAGAUCAAGAGGUCCCCGGUUCGAAUCCGGGUGUUUUCUAUUUUUUUUUUUUUUUAUUUUUGGUAUUGUUUUAAUAAAAAUUUUUGGAAACUACUAAGUAAAAAUUAGUUUAAUCUUUAAAUAAAAUAUAAAUAAACUGUUCGAAAGUAUAUUUAUUUCGUUGAAAUCAUAUAAUAGAAGUAUAACUUCUUACGUGCGUACAAAGUACACACACAUUCUUUUUUUAUUUAUUUAUUCAUUGCUAAUUUACAGUCUACUUCAAUAAAGUAAUAAGUAAAUAUGAUAUAGGUUCUUGGCUUGUGGCAGGUGUCGUCCAUUGACGACUCUCUGUGAUUUACCUAGCAGCUAGGUCUUCUGGCCGAAGUCUUUUUAGGAGUCUGUCAAUCAGUGGAGGGUUGAAUAAUUCGUCUAUGAGAUGGUUUGGAUGGUCUGCGCUGCGAUUCAUGUAUCUUCUGGAGUGGUCAGCAAUCACAUCAUUGAUGAAAGGAAUGUUUAGGUCUGCAUGAAGGGUUUGGUUUGACACGUACCGUGGGGCUUUAGCUAAGAUACGAAUAGUCUUUAACUGGAAUGCACUCCAUGGUCAAUGAAAAUUAAUUAAUCGAAAGAAAUACCCGCCCGUACCAUAACACCUCAGCCACCAAACAGGUUUCUGGGUAAAAUACAGCAAGGUGCUAAUCGUUCUCAGGUUCUCCUCUAUACACGUUCGCGUCCGUCUGGAGAUCGUAAGUAAAAAUGGAACUAAGUAAGUUAUCAAUCGAAAUAGCACAGAAAACGACAAUAAAUAUCGUUCCCAUACCACCAGAUUGACAACAGGUGGAUUACUUUUUUUGGUUACAACCUCCCGAGAUUUUAAAAAUUAUAAAUCGUACAGGAUGUCGAGGAAAUUAAGAUGAGAGAAUUUUAAAUAAUUCACAACCCAUCUGCUCAGCGUGGUAAAAGUUCCAACAAGAAAGAUUCCUUAGUAUGUACUCAACAAAAGAGUAAAUGAAUUAAAAUGUAUAAACAUUUUCAAUUUCUUUGCAACACGAAAAUGCAGCAGCUGUAUAAUACUCUGGUUAAAUCGAAGAGUGCAGGAAGAAUCUAUACUGGUUUCGGAGGUUUUUCCUCCUCAUCAGUAGUCCCAUAUCCUCUUCUCUCCGAUUUUAUACAUUUUUCCUACUUUCGUCGUCUCUUGUGAUUAUAUAUUGUAAAAUCCGGAGAUACGGGAUGCAGUCAGAAAGCCGUUUAUUAACGAAAAGUCUUAGAUUUAAAAUAUUGUUUAUUAUAUUUUUAUUUCAAUUAUUCUAAUUGUUUAAAAGGUAGUAAACUUUGCAUCUGGGGCUUUUCGUUGUUUUCCUCGUAAUACGAGAGAUGUCGCUAAAUUGCGUCUCAGAGGUGGGUUCAUUGCAUUGCGAUGGUUUGCCUUAAAUUGGCAGAAUUGUUUGUAUUUCCUUCAGAGUUGAGACUUCUGAGCUUCACUGAUGAGGUAUAAGGAUGCUGAAAUAGCUAUAUGGAGAUGGUGGUCCAACUCUGAAUCAAAUAUAAACAAAACCUGCCUUGAUCUUUUUUAUCUUUUUCAUUUUUACUCAGUUUGAGUAUUUAGAAACUGUUUCGGUCCUUUUCCUUGACGAAGGGAAGGUAAAUGCGUGGCCUAAGCGUCCUCUAUUUGCUUUCUCCUACUUUCGUCGUCUCUUGUGAUUAUAUAUUGUAAAAUCCGGAGAUACGGGAUGCAGCCAGAAAGCAGUUUAUUAACGAAAAGUCUUAGAUUUAAAAUAUUGUUUAUUAUAUUUUUAUUUCAAUUAUUCGUUUAAAAGGUAGUAAACUUUGCAUCUGGGGCUUUUCGUUGUUUUCCUCGUAAUACGAGAGAUGUCGCUAAAUUGCGUCUCAGGGCCUAGAUUCCGUGCACUGUAGAUAUCUACACGUCGCUUUCUAUCGAUAUUUGAAUAUCAAAAUAUUUGAAUUUUUAGCUUUAAUUGAAUUAUUUUCUAGUUUUGCUAGGUUAUACUCUAAUUGAUAAACUAGAGCAAAACUAGAAAAUAAUUCAAUUAAAACUAAAAAUUCAUAUAUUUUGAUAUUUAAAUAUCGAUAGAAAGCGACAUGUAGAUAUAUACAGUGCACGGAAUCUAGCUGCAGAGGUGGGUUCAUUGCAUUGCGAUGGUUUGCCUUAAAUUGGCAGAAUUGUUUGUAUUUCCUUCAGAGUUGAGACUUCUGAGCUUCACUGAUGAGGCAUAAGGAUGCUGAAAUAGGUAUAUGGAGAUGGUGGUCCAACUCUGAAUCAAAUAUAAACAAAACCUGCCUUGAUCUUUUUUAUCUUUAUACAUUUUAAUUCAUUUACUCUUUUGUUGAGUACUAAGGAAUCUUUCUUGUUGGAACUUUUACUGAGCAGAUGGGUUGUGAAUUAUUUAAAAUUCUCUCAUCUUAAUUUCCUCGACAUCCUGUAUGAUUUAUAAUUUUUGAAAAUGUCGGGAGGUUGUAACCAAAGAAAGUAUUCCACCUGUUGUCAAUCUGGUGGUAUGGGAACGAUAUUUAUUGUCGUUUUCUGUGCUACUUCGAUUGAUAACUUAUUUUGUUUUUCGGUAGAUGGCUCUAGUACAUCCGUGACAUUUCGUUCUUUGCAAUUCGGAAAGGUCCAAAGUGUGAUGCCUGGGGAAAUCGUAGAGAAGAGGAUAUGGGACUACUGAUGAGGAGGAAAAAACCUCCGACACCGGUAUAGACUCUUCCUGCACUCUCAGAUUUAACCAGAGUAUUAUGCGGCUGCUGCAUUUUCGUGUUGCAAAGAAAUUGAAAAUAUUUAUACAUUUUAAAAAUGGAAUUUAAAGGAAACAUUACAACACUCCAUUCUGAACAGUACAGUCUCUGUGAUCAUUCGUAAAUCUCAUCCAGUUAGCUCGAUGAGCUGUUGUUAAUUUAGGUCAUGCUACUGGCUUAUGAGAACGUAAACCACUUUCAUGUAGGACUCUUCUUACAGUUCGUGAAGAAAUAUAAAUUCCUCGAGCUUGUAACGGACGAAGAACUUCAUGGUUGAAGAACUUGUGAGAUUGGUAUGGUGUUGAUGAUACAAGCAUGCUAUUUAGGGUGGCAGUGAAUAAAAUUAAGAUAGCUAUGAUGGUAACCAACGAUCUGAAAGGACAUGGUACAUGAAGAAGAAGAAGAGGAACUUCUAACACAUGACUAGCCGAGAACAGUUGACGUUAAAGAGCGGUUCCGUAAUGUGGAAAUCCUUGAAAAUACGUUCAUCACGCUGAUCUCUGCACCUUUUUCUGCCUGAGGUCUUCUAGGGUUCUUAGCGCUACUAGUAGCGCCAUCAAGUGGCCUUUCGUAAAAGCUUGUGACAGCUCUCGUAUAUCUAAGACAAACUUAAAAGUAAUCUUAACAUACUUAAGUACUUUUUCGUACUUAAUAUUUUUAUUUUGUACUUAUUAUACAUGGUGAGAAAAAAUAUUUAGUCUGUACAUUGAUUCGUUUUGUAUUGUUUGGCAUCUUGAAAAUGAAUUUACAAUAUUUGUAAAAUAUUUGCAAACAUCAUCAGUAUUCUUGCCAAUUUGUUUGUAAAUAGAAGAUGUUUUCACUUUAUAAUUGUAAAGAAUUAAACUACUUUUUAUACACUAUAAGAGUUGUCGUUUGUUUAAUAAACUUUUAAAUCAG